This is a messenger RNA of Leguminivora glycinivorella, 8720 nucleotides long. RefSeq names its product small subunit processome component 20 homolog. Gene Ontology annotation, cellular component: nucleolus; 90S preribosome; small-subunit processome. The record is from RefSeq and is a predicted model, not a curated record. Lineage: Eukaryota; Metazoa; Arthropoda; Insecta; Lepidoptera; Tortricidae.
CAAAUGUGUGCGCCGGAGACAUGUGGUUUUAUUUACGUGAAAUAAUAAGUCUAUUUAAGAAAUAAAUAGGCAAUAGAGACACUAUCAAAAUGAAAAUUAAACCCGUAAAACACAAAACAACCAACACCUUUCGGUUUGUCCCUUUCGCUGAACGGAUCAACUCUAUAGAUAUCCGACAUGCAGCCCUUUAUCACAUAGAGCACGCAUACACUGAACAACCUGAAGAAAAUGAGACUCACUUCCAUCUCGCCUUAAGGAAAUGGCAUGGACUAAACUUAACACUAAACUUCAAAAAGUUCAAGAAAGAGGUCUUUGGAAUUAUAACUGUACCACAGUUGGUCCAUAGGAAAGAUGAUGUUGUGGAAAUAUUAGAAAAAUAUCUAAAUUUAGAAGAUCAAUUGUGUCUACAACCUUUACUGGAAAUUCUGGUGUCUCUUGCCAAAGACCUAAGAGAUGACUUCUAUCCAUACUUCCCAAGAUUUCUGGACAUCUUAAUAAAGCUAUUAAAAACAAAAGAUGCCGAAAGGCUCGAAUGGACCCUGGUCUGCCUUGCAUUCCUUUUCAAGAUCCUUAAACCAUAUCUUAAGAAAGAUAUAGCAGUAGUGCUGAAGAGGAUCAUUCCAUUGCUGAGUGAAUCACAACCACAGUAUAUAAAUAAUUUUGCAGCGGAGAGCUUUGCGUUUGUGGCCCGGGAUAUUAGAGACAAGAAGAAGUUUAUUGAACUUAUAUUGAACUAUUUGCAGACAAAUGAUGAUGCCAUAUCGGGGUGUGGUCACCUCAUAUUUGAAAUCAUUAAAGGUGUACCUGGCAAGUUCCACAGCUGCGUUGAAACCUUCCUGCCACUGCUGUUACAACACUUAAAAGAACACAGACCACACCAGGAAAUACUCUUCAAGGUCCUCACACAAACAUUUGAAGACAGCUUGCAGACAGUCAAUCAUAAAGAAUUCUCUAUAUUCUGGACAAAUAUUCUUAAAUACACAGAAGAGAUGCUUAAAGAGGAUGAGCAUAACCAAGGACUUGAAUUUAUACUGAGACUUGCUGGUCAAGUAAUAGAGCACCAGAAAGGAAAAUAUUUAAUAAACCCACCACAAUUUGUUCUUCUCCUGAUCAAAGUUAUCUGUGAGCAAUCAGAUGAAAAUAUUCUUCAAGUAUGUGCCCAAAUAGGAGCUCUGUUACUCCUCUCCCCAAAUGCCUCUUUAUCACAAGAGCAUGCUGGGAUCAUAGUCAAAGUUCUACUGCCAUUGCCAUACCCAAACAUUCUUGUAAAUUUUGUGCAAAAUGUGAUUGACUAUACCCAAUUUGACAUGCACAUACUGCCACCCUUUUUGAAGUAUGUCUCCCAAUCUGAUUUCGACAAAGAUGCAAUGUGCACACUCAGUAAAAUAUGUCUUAGGAAGUCACCAUUGUCCAUGAAUGGCAUAAAACUUUUUGAGUGGGUGAAAUAUCCUCUCGAUUUUGGACCAAACCUGCCUAAGUUUAUGGAGCACUUCUUAAGUGUAAUCAAUGAGGAUAUUAACAAUAUCAUUGAAAAUCCACUUAACUUGAUGAAUAUGCUGUUUUGCCUGCCGCAUAUUGAGAAAAUAGAAAUUGAUAGUUGUGUGGCUGCAUUGAAUCAACUUAUAAGCAAACUGGUUGAAAUACUGACGAGUUAUAACCUUGAAAGCCAGACAGUUGGCAAUAAAUACCAUUGCAGCACUACAGAACUAUCCAAAAGUGCCAGAAAAGUCCUAUUUAUACUUGCAAACGCAAUGGAAAGUGCUAUUCACAUUUCCAGCUGUAAAAACUUAAAGAAAAUUUGUGACAUAGAUACCUUGUUGCCUGUGAUAUUACCAUAUGCUGCCGAUCCUAAUUAUUUGGCAGCAUUGCAUUUGACAGAUUUGUAUUUGACUGCCUGUGAGCAAGAUAACAUUCUGUCCUCUCCUGUAUUGGCAUUGAUUGAUUCUUAUCUCAAUGCAAAUGUCUCUUCUCCAUUCCGUGUGGUUCGCCUGCUAACAACACAUAUUUACAAACUAUUUGAGAACACAGAACCAUUAAACAAAACUGCUCAAGUAGGAGGCACAACUGAAAAAUUAUCAGUAUUCAGCAUGUGUUACUCUGUGGAAUCCACUGUUCCCUCCAUCCAGGAAUACAGAGCCCAACAAAACACACUACAAAAGAUGGUGUUCAAUACUACACAGUAUGCUUUGAUAAAAGAUACAGAUUUCCACCUGUUUCCCUUGAACUAUAUGUUUGGGAUACUCUAUAUGAACUUUAAAUUAUUAUGGGAGCCAGUCACCGAAUUCAUUGCCAGCUACGGAAAUUCUCUUGCCACUGACGAGUUUUGGCCGAUUUUCCACAAAAUUCUUCAAACCGCUUUUGACAAUGCAAAAAAAGAUUUGAAACAAUUCAAGUUUGAUGACGAAUUUGAAUGUGAGUUUGAUCUGUUGAAAGAACUUUAUGCAGAACACAAUAACAUCUCAGAAAGACCAGAUGUAUAUAAUUACAGAGAUCUGCUAUUGAAAGUGAUGACCAAUUGCAUACAGGUUUGUGAAGCAAGAAAUAGAGAUGUUGUAGUAUUAUUUUUAAACUUUAUUGAAGAAGAAUAUAAGAGACCUGACAAAGCGAAUGCCCUCAAAAUUGACGUAGAAAGCAGAAAUAAUGCCAUGGAUAUUGAUGAUAAUAAACCGAAUGAAGAAAAUGUUAAUGACGCUAAUGUUGAAGAAAUUACAGAUAUUGUUGAAGAUGCCAAAGAAACUGUUUCGGGAAAAGUAACAUUUAAAACCCUCAUCAAUGUUAUGCAAGUUUUAGCACAGUUUAAAAAUCCAAGAGCACUUCAUAAAGAGCCAGUGUUUUGGGAACUUUACAUGGAAUUUUUGAAACACAAAAAUGCAGGUUUACAGAAAUUUGCUCUAGAUUGUGUCAUAAACUAUAAAAACAAAAGCAUAGUUGCCUAUAAAAGCAAUUUGUACAAUCUAGUAGAUGACAAAAAGUUUAAAGACGAAUUAACUUUGUUCAAAAUCACUGAAGACGCUCAAAACAUUCACGCGGAUGAUAGAGAACACGUCAUUCCGAUCAUCCUGAGAAUUCUCUACGGGAAAAUGACGUCUAAAAUGGCGACAGACAAGAAAGGAGGCGGUCAAACCAGAAGAUCUCUAAUCAUGAGAUAUGUUGCUGGAUGUAAUGAGAAAGAGCUGAAAAUGUUCGUUGAAAUGGCAUUCUCUCAUGUGAAACAUUACAUUACAAUGCAACCCAAAGAAAUUUAUGAAAGCAUUGUCUCCACUUUGGACUUGAAGUCUGUUAUUAUUCCAGGAAAGUUGCAUAGCAUUCUGAAUUUGUUUGAAGUGGUUCGUGAAUAUUUCGGAGGAUACCUGAAGGAUGAAUUAUUAUCAGAUUUAUUGAAGAUAUUUAUAUCCGUGUGUUCAACAGUGGGGGCUGUCCUGGCUCAUGGAGAUAAAGUUCAUGUUGGAUAUUAUAAAGUAAUGAAAAACUUAAGGACAUUAGCCAUUGGCAUACUAACAAAGCUUUUUGACCAGUUUGAUAAGUAUGCUUGGAGUUCAGAGGAGCUGAAUGUUUUCUUUGAAACUCUGAUCUGGCCUUUGAUGUCCAAGUUACACAUUGAAGGUAUCCACAGUCCCACUGCACUUUUGAAGCUAUUGAACACGUGGUGCCAAAACCCAAGAUAUUACGUUUUGCUUGUGACAUGCCCAAAACACGAUCCCUCACUGAGUGCAAUCCCUGAGAUAUUCAAACUUCUACUGGCACCAAAAACUAGUCCAGUUGUUGUUAAUAUGAUUCUAGAUAUGGUUGAAAAGCUUUUGACCUUGACAGAAGAUGAAGAGGAAAAGGACUUACCUGCUAUAGUGCCGUUUAAUACAACAGAAGUAGAGGUUACUACUGAAUUGGCAGUUGAGAUGAAUUUCGGCAGCAAAAUUUUGAUACCACACAUCCCAAGCGUACUAGAAGUUAUGAAAAGACGCAUCGCAAACUCAGCUAAGUCAAACACCAUGAACAAAAGAGACUUGCUCAUACUCUCUCGGGUCACAGAGCUUGUGGCUUCCCCAGAGUUGUGUGACGAACUUCUGAACCUUUUGCUGCCAAUACUUGUUAAGAAAGUAUGCAUGAAUAUGGCUGAAGAAAAUAUGGAGCACGCCGUCAAUACCAUAAUCAACUUAUUAGGGCACAGCACUAAUCCUCAAACAUAUAUCAAGAAUAUUGCUGUACUUUUCAACAAAAUUACCCUUAUUGACGUCAGGAAACUCCUACUUAAACUAUUGUCUUCAAUAGCAGAAACAGCUCCCAAAAACAAAGAAAUUCUCGCUCGAAUUAGUGACGUUAUAUCCGAAAUGAAUGCAUUUAACAAACGAUGGAUCGAACAGCCCGAUUUCGAUAGGAGGCUUGAUGCAUACAACAAAAUUUACCAGUUGCUAGAUGAUAACCAAAUCGAUUUAGAUCUCGCGAUACUUAUUGUUAACAAUUGCUUCUAUUUCAUACGGACUGAAAAAGAUAUAGGGUUGCGUGACGGAGCCGCUCUAUGUCUAAAGAAGAUUCUUCCAAAAUUACUGCUGAAGUAUUGGUCAGCCACUGAUGGACAGUUCUUAGUACGUGAUACAGUUUUGUCUUUAAUUUCAAAUGGUAUUAGAGACUCAAAGAACGAAAUACUUAGGAAUGAAAGUAUAAACCUACUUGGAGAAUUAGCAAGGGAAUGCCCAAGUACCGACGUCGUUCUUUCAGAUCUGGCUCAUUUGACCAACAACGAGGACAGAGAAGUAGACUUCUUUGAUAACAUGUGCCAUUUACAAAUGCACAGGCGCGUCAGAGCGCUAAUGAAAUUCUGUAAAGUCGUCAAGAAAAUGACUAAAUGUCCUUCGCCAAGAACGCUAACUAAUUUCAUCUUGCCUUUGGCUACGAUUUACAUUUGCGACGACAAAUACACGGAUAAAAACACGUUGAUAGACGCGUGUAUAGAAACAGUUUCGACUUGCUGUAGAUUGCUUCCCUGGUACCAUUAUGAAGUCAUACUGAAGUUGUAUUUGAACAAAAUGCGUCACGCUUCAGAUCAUCAGAAACAAUUGACGCGAUUAGUCGUUAGCAUUCUAGAUGCGUUCCACUUUGAUUUCUCAAAAGCUAAAAACAUUGAGUUGCCUAAAGCGUUGCUGGUUAAUAUUGAUAAUAGACCACCAAAGAAUAAGAAAGGAAAAGAUGACAAGACUGUAAAAGGUGAUGGUGAAAAAGCAAAUAAUAAUGAAAAGCAAGAAGAAGUAAUGGAAGAUGAUGAAGAAAACGAAGAAAAUGAUGAAGCUGAAAAAACUAUAGAGAAUUUAGAAGUAACCCAAAUAGAUAUAGAUUCUGAAUUGAAAGCGGCCGACGAUGAAGCAGAAAGCGAGGAACCAGCGAGCAAGGAGACAGCUAGUGUCCCGGCGUUUGAGAGGGUUACGCAAGUCCCUCCGUCGCUGGCGAAGAGAAUUAUCAAGUCGUUGUCAGCGGGGUUGCUUCCACAGCUUAAUCGUGCCAUCGGCAAGCUAACAGAGCACGAAGAGUCCCACAAAGUAAACCGCAGACGUUUGGGCUUAGAGCGACAAGCAGAAGACAUGCUACGAGUACCUAUCGCUCUUGCUCUGGUUAAACUACUGCAGCGGCUGCCUGGCGAUGUGCUGAGACAUCAUCUACCCGGUAUCAUCAUAAAACUCUGUUCAUUCUUGAAAUCACCGCUAAAACAAGUGCGAAUCACUGCUCGAGAUAUCGUCAAGAAAAUAAUGAUCACCAUCGGAACUUCCUACAUAGGCAUCUUACUAGAACACCUCACCCUACUCCUGACGAGAGGCUUCCAAGUACACGUACUAGUAGCCACUAUACAUUCCGUCUUAGAUGCUUUGAAAGCAGACUUCAAACCAGGAGAAUUAAACGAGAAUUUAGACUACAUCCUUGAUGUUUGUACUAAUGAUCUAUUCGGAGCAUUGUCUGAAGAAAAAGAGGUUGAUAAACUACAUUAUAAAACACCGGAAGCUAAACCUAGUAAAAAGAGUUAUGUGACUUUGAUGAUAGUAUCUCAGAAUAUAACAGAAUCAUGCCUUAUCAACUUGCUUCUACCAUUCAAAGAGGUUCUACAAAAACACCAAUCGAAGAAGAUAGUUACAAAAGUGCAAGAAGCGCUAGCACAUAUAACUAGUGGUUUGGUAACAAAUAAAUUUAUAGACAUUGAAUCACUCUUCAUAUUUUUACACGGUAUAGCGUCAGAAAGCAUACCUGAAUUCGUACUAGGUGCACCUAAGAGAGAAAUAACACAGAAACAGAAAGAAAAAAUGCUUAUAGCUAAACCCGACUGUUUUAUAAUCCCAGAAAUACCUAAGAGAAAUAAAGAAGUGCAAGCGAAGCAUGUCAAGGUGUCCGCAAAAGCUAACGCUCAUGUCUUAGUAGAAUUCAGUUUGAAUAUCCUAUACGUGAUUCUUAAGAGAGAGAAAGUUACAAGAGUUGAAUGCAGGGCGUUCGUAGACCCUUUGAUACCUUUACUAGUAGAUGCGUUGAAGAGUGACCACGUCAAAGUAACUACUGUUGCCCUGAAGUGUAUUGCGACUUGGACUAUAAGAGUCAGCACGCCGACUCUCGAAGAAUUGGUGAAGGAUAUCGUGAAGACUCUAUUCCUGAUUUUACAUAAGUAUGCGACGUUUGAAAUUAGCAAGCAGAAUGAUAAUUACCAUUUAGUUAGGAAUGCAUUCAAGGCAAUCACAGUCUUAAUCCGCAACGUAAAAUACUACACCAUGGAGGCUGACCAACUGAAAACACUGUUACUCUACGCCGAGGAAGACUGCCAGAACGACGAGAAACAAGCCAGUUCUUUCUCGCUACUGAAGGCUAUUUUAGAGGCCAAACUCGUCUCCACCGAGCUGCAUGAGGUCAUGGAGAAAGUGUCGAAGAUAUGUAUCUUGAGCGAGUCGGCGAGAUCAAGAGACGAAGCUCGAGCCAUAUUCGUGAUGUACCUAACCAACUACUCACCUGGAAAGCGUCUCGAGCGGUUCAUCCAGUUUUUCGUGUCUCAGCUAAACUACGAGCUGCAACACGGCAGGGAAUCUUCCCUCAAGUUCCUGGAGAUGAUCAUCAGCAAGCUACAAUUACCUAAGUUCGGUGACUACCUCCUCCUUUCUCUAGGAGCCACUAUGCUCAACGACGCCGCGCCCGACUGCCGCGCCGCCGCCGCCAACUGUAUAGAGGUCAUGCUCAAGCGGUUCCAAGCAUUGGAGAGAAAUAAGCUAUUUGACUUGGUUACUACGUUCUUCGAGGAUACGCAGCCGGUACACUUCGAGCUCGCAGCCCAACUGUGCAUCCGUUUCGUGAACGUCGAAGGCGAGGGCUUCAAGACCCGCCUCCCCGCCAUCCUGCCCCUCGUGAGCGGCAAGCUCCUCCUCCUGACCAACGACAUAGGCGCCGGCCGCUUCGUCAAACUACAAACACACCACGCUGAAGAUAAAACGGACGAGGAAAAACAGAGAGAAAAAGACCACAGUCUCAUACAGAUGCUCAAUCUAAUCGAUAAAAUCACUGUACAAUGCGAGUCUACUUUGAAAAACAAAAAAUAUAUAAGCGAUUAUGAUGAAAUAGCUCAACAGUCCCAAGCGUUACUAGCUUAUCCACAUUCCUGGGUUAGAUUAAGAGCGGCAAAAGUUAUACAUCAAAUUUUGUUAUCAGUCGACCCGCAAGAGUUGGAUGUGAUAGUUAGAAAGAAGGUGGAAAGUGAGAGAGGGUUUAUUUUUGAUAAUACGGAGGAGGCGUUGAGGAGCUUGGUGUUGGACUUGUGUGCGCAGUACACUGCUGGCGUUUCGCAAGAGAUGGCUGAACAGGUCACAGCAGUUCUAUUCCAAAUCCUGAAGCUAGUCCACGCUUUACCCAGCUUCAAGCUGCCGAGUAAAAUAAAGGAUGAAGACGACAUGGAGGGUGGAGGGAGGGUUAACAUCCGCUGGAUUCUGUUCAAGCUGAGGAAGGCUUGCAACGUGGAGGUCGCUAAAGCGCCUGGUUCCAUGAACAUUCGCAUCUCAAUCUUCACCAUGCUUCUCCACCUAAUCAGCUCCUUCGAAACCCACGACAUAAACUCCAUAGUGGACAUCCUAUUGCCGCCGUUAGUUCGCGAGAUGUCCACCGGUGACCCGAUGGCGCCAGCGUCGCCCGUCAAGCAACUCGCCACGCGGGUCGGCAAGAAAUUGAGGAGAAGGAUAGGGGACAUCGAGUAUGGGAAGUUGUUGGCUGAGGCACAGACUAGGCUGAAUAUUAGGAGGGCUGAGAGGAAAAAGGUGUUAUUACAAGAAAAAGUCAACAACCCCGAAAAAGCGGCGAAGAGGAAGCUUCAACUAAAAGAAAAGAAGAAGCAAUCAAAGAAAAUGAAGUUAGAAGUGAUGCAAGGCAAGCGACCGCGCCCCAAGAAACGGAAAGCGGAGGACUUGGACAUCGAAGAUGUGCUGUUGGGAGACGACUAAUGUAUAGGAAUAAUUUAAAUAAUUGUUUAUUAUUAAUUUAGUGUAAUGUCAAUGGAACGUCAUUUAAAAAUAAAUCUAGUUAAAAUAUCAGUUAUACGCGAUAUAACCCGUUUAUAUAGUUUUAUUUCAUAAGUAUUUCAUGAUUAUAGUUUUUUUUUAAUGUUAUGUAGUUAGUUAUUACGUAACGAAAACUAAAGUGGACGGAGACUAGCCCAAUUACCCUAUAUACGCAAGUAUACUCUGUUGAUUACUUGAGUAAUAAAUGUAUUGUUUACG